Lactuca virosa is the source of this 1199-nucleotide messenger RNA. The record is from the annotation of a GenBank genome assembly. Lineage: Eukaryota; Viridiplantae; Streptophyta; Magnoliopsida; Asterales; Asteraceae.
UCUGUGUCGUCCUCCCCAUUAUUCUCUAAACUUUUCAGCGAAGUAGUUGAUUGAAAAUGGCGACUGAAAUUCGAUCCUUUGAUCUGAUAAACAAAACUCAGAUUCCAUCAUUAGGUCUUGGGACAUGGCAAUCGGAACCUGGUCUUGUUGGCCAAGCCGUCACUGCUGCCGUCAAGGCUGGGUAUCGCCACAUUGAUUGUGCCCAAAUUUAUGGCAAUGAAAAGGAGAUUGGUUUAGCUUUAAAGAAACUCUUUGAAGAUGGCGUGGUGGCACGAGAAGAUUUAUGGAUCACCUCUAAACUUUGGUGUAACAAUCAUGCCCCUGAAGAUGUACCAAUUGCAUUAGAGAAAACUCUGAAUGACUUACAGAUUGAGCAUCUUGAUUUGUACCUUAUUCAUUGGCCAGUAAGGACAAAGAAAGGGACAGCUGGCUUCAAACCUGAAAAUCUGCUAAAAACAGACAUACCUGCCACAUGGAAAGCAAUGGAAGCAUUGUUUGAUAUAGGGAAGACACGAGGUUUAGGUGUUAGCAAUUUUUCUUCAAAAAAAUUGGGAGAUUUGUUGAAGGUGGCCCGCAUUCCCCCUGUUGUGAAUCAGGUUGAAUGCCAUCCUUCAUGGCAUCAAACCAAAUUGAGGGAGUUUUGUAAAUCUAAAGGCGUUCAUCUCUCAGGGUACUCACCACUUGGUUCACCUGGGACAAAAUGGCUAAAGAGCAAUGUGCUUGAGCAUCCAAUUUUGACAUCAGUUGCAGAUAAAUUAGGGAAGACUCCUGCACAAGUUGCCAUACGUUGGGGUUUACAGAUGGGUCAUAGUGUUCUUCCCAAAAGUACAAAUGAAGCGCGUAUCAAAGAGAAUUUUGCAGUUUUUGAUUGGUUGAUUCCUGAUGAUUUGUUCACAGAGUUGUCUAAAAUCGAACAGGCAAGACUUGUGAGAGGUGAUUUUUUGGUGAAUGAUAGUUAUGGUGAGUAUAAAACAGUUGAGGAACUCUGGGAUGGUGAGAUUUGAGUUUUGAGGACUAGCUGAAUAUUAAUAAAUUAAGCUUAAAAUGUGUUUCUUAUUAUUAUAUAUAAGUUAAAGCACUCCUCGAAUUUAAGCAAUAUCACGAAAUAAGAAGGUGUUACAUUAUGUGGUUUGUUAAAUUCUAUCUCAUUUUCUGUUCCAUGUUGUAAACGAGCAACUAUUAAUACUCGAAAAAAGUAG